Molecule: messenger RNA, 556 nt
Organism: Tripterygium wilfordii
Lineage: Eukaryota; Viridiplantae; Streptophyta; Magnoliopsida; Celastrales; Celastraceae
Exons: 1
Coding region: 159-539 (126 amino acids)
Source: RefSeq, a predicted model, not a curated record
ACAAGCACAUACCCUGUUUUUUAAUUCUCAUAAACAAAACAUAUUCGGCCUUAAUCACUUCCUCUGUUUCUCAGUGUUCUUAGUCUCUUACCUGCUCAAUUUCUUUCGCAAAUACAAGUGAAAUCAGUGAAACUACACACCCAAUAGGGAAAACUUUGAUGGGUUUGAAUCGAAUCUUGAAGUUAUUCUGUUUCCUACUCUGCUUUCUUUUCUUGCUGGUCAAGUCGUCCUCUGUUUUGAACCAUGAAUCAAUCCAACCCAAGAUUGAUGACCCCAAAGAGGCAUCGCAUUACCGAGUAUUGUACAUGAAGAAGACGAAACCGUUCUUCUUGGACAAGCAAGAAGUGAACAAGAGAAGGAAGAGGAGGUUGAAGAACAAGAAAAUGAUGAAGGAAUUCAAAACCAGUAGUGGUGUCUCUGCUAUGCUUCCGAAGGGUUUUGUCCCUCCUUCAGGUUCUGGUACUCCGUGUCACAAUCAGAAACACAACUCUGAUUUCACCUUCUGCGAUCUCUCGACCGCUAAUAACAAUAAACCCUAAACAGAAGAAGAAGAAGA